GUCAUAGGCUUUCUAUGAGUUUAGCGGUAAUCGUAUCGAUACCUCCUCUUCGGCUGCGACCUUUCAACGAAGAUAAGACGCUCUCUCUCUCUUUACGCGUCUGCGCCUUUCGUCGACAUUUCCAAUAUCUCUCUGCGUGUACUGAUUCAGAUCGGUGUUGAUUUCUUGAGAUUGUUCCGAUCCGUCUGUUCGUUAAUUAUACAUUAGAAUGAGUCGUCCACAAGAUCUGCACAGACCUUCUUUCUCAUUUGGCAAUCCAUUCCGGAUGAUAUCACCUAAGGGUUCUUAUUUGUCUCCAAAGCUUCUUGAGUUGUUGAACACAUUUGAGGACACCUUGGCAAAGAGGCUUAGCAAGCUUAAGCCAAAAGACAGGAAAGAGGUACUUGGCUUGUCAUGGAUGAGAUUAGCCAUGGAGUCGCUUUGCGAAACUCAUACUGACAUAAAAACCCUGAUUUCUAACCUUGAUCUCCCUGUGUGUGACUGGGAUGAGAAAUGGAUUGAUGUGUACUUUGACAAUAGCGUGAAGUUGCUUGAUAUCUGCAACGCUUUCAGUUCUGAGCUUGCAAAGCUCAACCAAGGCCACCUCUAUCUUCAAUGUGUCUUGCACAAGCUGGAUUCAUCGGAGCCGAAGCAGUUUUCAGGGGCGCGUUCUUCACUUGAUGGCUGGAGGCAGCAAAUUAAUUCAAAGAAUCGCAGACUUGAGAACUGUUUUGCCAUCUUAGAGAAGCUCACUCAAACUCUUGACCUGCCUAAGGUUAAGAACUCAGCCAAAGGAAAGGUUUUAAUGCGUGCUAUGUAUGGGGUUAAGGCGGUAACUGUGUUUAUCUGUAGCAUAUUUGCGGCAGCCUUCUCAGGAUCUGCAAAGAAGUUGAUCGAUUUACAAGUUUCUGACACAUACUUGUGGGCAGAAGCUUUUGCGGAUGUACAGACUUUUGUAAAUAGGGAGAUUAGAAGUAAACUUUCAAGUGGAAUAGCUACGGCAGUUAAAGAGCUGGAAGCAGUUGAUGCGAGCGUCAAAAAGUUGUACCCCAUUAUUCAUGACGGGGCUAACCCUACUGGGGUCGAGGGACUCCGGAGUUGUGUUUCGGAUUUUGGAAAGAAGGCAAAUGAACUAUCGCAAGGAUUAGAUCUUGUUGCGAAGGAAGUAGAUGGCUUCUUCCAAAUUGUUCUAACUGGACGCGAUGCUCUGCUUUGUAACCUUAGAGUGAAUAGUAAAGUCUCUAACUCAAUGAAAGUGAAAAAGAAUGUAGAAGGGCAAGCUGUGAGGUGAUGACAUCUGAUGAAGCUAAACCCACCUCCAUACACACACGGGGUAGUAGGUAUGGUAUUAAAUAUAUUUUAUUGAAUAUGGGUGUAACUUGUAAUGGGUUAAUCUUGGACUGUUCUUUAUAUGUUCUACUGUAUCAUGUAAUGCUAAUAAUAAAUAAUAUAUAUAGUGUUUUUAGUGUUUGCUUAAAAAUUUUGUUGAAAAGUAUGGUCAUAAUUGGAUGGCUCAUCUUAGAAGUUGACCGUGGAUCCAGACCUCAGUGGGCCCUUAAAGUAAUGUAAUUUAAACAGUCUCAACUAAUUGUAGUUUUUUACUAAUUUCAGUAAACGUGGGCGGUCAUUGACGAACCUCGAUUUUGAUCAAUCAGUGUUUGGAAAUAUUUUGAUUAAGUUGUCAUUGGCCCUGAAAACGUUAGAUGGCUGCUGGAAUUGCUACAUAGAAAAGCAGAUAAGCUGUGAGGUGAUGACAUCUGAUGAAGCUAAACCCACCUCCAUACACACACGGGGUAGUAGGUAUGGUAUUAAAUAUAUUUUAUUGAAUAUGGGUGUAACUUGUAAUGGGUUAAUCUUGGACUGUUCUUUAUAUGUUCUACUGUAUCAUGUAAUGCUAAUAAUAAAUAAUAUAUAUAGUGUUUUUAGUGUUUGCUUAAAAA
This is a messenger RNA of Cornus florida, 1919 nucleotides long. Its product is annotated as protein BPS1, chloroplastic-like. The transcript has 4 exons. The record is from RefSeq and is a predicted model, not a curated record. Gene Ontology annotation, biological process: root development; shoot system development. NCBI's taxonomy places the organism in Eukaryota, Viridiplantae, Streptophyta, Magnoliopsida, Cornales, Cornaceae. Bases 209 to 1270 code for a protein of 353 amino acids.